Messenger RNA from Chelmon rostratus (copperband butterflyfish), 880 nucleotides. RefSeq names its product IQ motif containing C (gene iqcc). The transcript is spliced from 5 exons. The record is from RefSeq and is a predicted model, not a curated record. Bases 33 to 728 code for a protein of 231 amino acids. Gene Ontology annotation, molecular function: protein binding. Lineage: Eukaryota; Metazoa; Chordata; Actinopteri; Chaetodontiformes; Chaetodontidae.
CCGAGAGGUAACGCUGUCACGUUACCAUAGCAAUGGACAGAAGCGAAUGGGAGAAGUUACUCACCUGUUUUCAGGCAUCUGCACGUGGUUACUUGGUGAGAAAUGACGUCCGUCGUGCGCGAGAAGACUUUGAGGACGUCGUGAGAGAGAUUGAUGGUGGCUUGAUCCAUUUAGAGUGGAGGGAGGUGGUUAUCCCCAUUCCCCACUUCACAGACACUGACGGACCGCUUCUUCAACCCAGCAGUCCUGACAGUAAUCCUUCACAUCCAGGUCUAGAUCUCUGUGCCAGUCCCAACAACCCAUUAGCAGCAACAGCACCCUCAUCAGAGGAGAGAGAAGAUCAUCAUGCCCAGCUAGAGAAGACCGAGGCAGAGAGAGAUGAUUUGCAAACCAAAAGACAGGCUCCUCUUUCUCAGGACUGUGUCCCCAGCAGCAAUGCUAGAUGGGACAGUCCUGAGAAAGAAAGUGGUGUGGGGGUCAAAGAUGGAGAAAUGGUGCAGAGCACAGGAGACUCCACCACCGUCUGGAGCAGUUUGGAACUGGACAUGAAUGAUGGUCACUCGCACCAAGGUUCCAGGCAGUACUGCUUGGCCCAGGAGGUGCCCUGUACCCCAGAGGCCCUGCGUCUCCAUAGAAACACACUGACUAUGGAGCUGGUCUGGCUCCAACAGGCCAUUGACAGCAGGAAAAAGUACUUGUCACUGAAGGACAGGCUGAGCAUGUCCUGACAGCAGAAGUAAUCUGAACUGGACUUGAUAAUGUGAGACUGAAGGCUCGGCUGCAGUCAACUGAACCCACUCAAGUGGCAUCUGUUUAAGCUGUUGUUUUAUACAUAUAAAAAUACAAACUAAAUGAAUUGCCCUCAUUGGUAUUUAUCCUG